Molecule: messenger RNA, 485 nt
Organism: Spinacia oleracea (spinach)
Lineage: Eukaryota; Viridiplantae; Streptophyta; Magnoliopsida; Caryophyllales; Amaranthaceae
Exons: 3
Coding region: 139-471 (110 amino acids)
Source: RefSeq, a predicted model, not a curated record
CCAACGCCGUCGUUUUGUCGUAACAUUGGCGCACAUUCGCCAUAAUCGUCAAUAUUCUUCCCUGGAGAAAACAUGAAGCAGCAGUAAGAGCGUCGAACAAGUAGAGAAGAGAGAGAUAGAGUGAGUGAAUUGAAGAAAAUGGCGUGGACAGUGGCAGCUCACUUCUCUUCAUCUCCAAUCGUCGCUUCUUUCUGGGAGCUAGAGCCGAAAACAAGUUCUCACUGUGUAGUUUCAAGUCUACGGUCUAUGACAGCAUCAUUCAGAGUCAUGGCCUCUGCCAGGAAUUACACCGCCUUACAGAGUCGGGACUCUGGCCACCUGAUUAGAGUACCAUCUAGGGAUUUAUUUGUUGUAUUGCCCCUUUAUUCUGAUGUAAGUUACUGUCCUCGAACAUUAACCGGCUACUGGGUCGGACCCGACACUGAGGAUGGUUGGGGUUUUGUAGAAGCCUUUAUUGAUAAAAUUCUCUGAUUCUUUGUUGCUUA